Clonostachys rhizophaga is the source of this 933-nucleotide messenger RNA. NCBI's taxonomy places the organism in Eukaryota, Fungi, Ascomycota, Sordariomycetes, Hypocreales, Bionectriaceae. The record is from the annotation of a GenBank genome assembly.
AUGGCCAAAGAAAUCGAUGUUGACGUGCUCGUCAUCGGCGCCGGCCCGACUGGCCUCGGUGCUGUCAACGUUUGUUGGCUCAUCAUUGAUUCGAAUGAGACUCCCGGUGGUCUUGCAUCUACCGACACCACCCUCGAAGGCUUCCUCUUCGAUGUUGGGGGCCACGUCAUCUUCUCACACUACAAGUACCUUGACGAUGUCAUCAACGAGGCUCUCCCCAAGCCAGACGACUGGUACGAGCAUCAGCGUAUCUCCUUUGUCCGCUACCAGGGUCUUUGGGUCCCGUACCCCUUCCAGAACAAUAUUGCCGUGCUUCCCAAGGAGGAGCAAGCUAGAUGUCUGACCGAUCUCAUUGAUGCUGCCCUUGCGGCUCGCGUGCGAUCUCCAUCGGACAAACCGGCAAAUUUCGACGAGUGGAAUGUUCGCAAUGUCGGUGAGAGACUAAAUGAGAUUUUCAUGCGUCCUUACAACUUCAAAGUCUGGGCUGUUCUUACAACCAAGAUGAACUCCACCCAGGUCGGAGAACGUGUCGCCGCUCCCGACGUAAAGCUUGUCAUCACCAACGCCAUCCUCAACAAGGCAGCUGGAGGCUGGGACACCAACGCCACAUUCCGCUUCCCUGCCCGGGGAGGUCCUGGAGGGAUCUGGAUAGCUGUUGCAGAUACUCUUGAUCAGAGCAAGACUCGCUUCGGCGAGCAUGGGGCAGUGCCCAAGAUGGACGCUGGCUCCAAGAAUGCUCACUUGAAAGAUGGAACUGUUGUCAAGUACGGGUCACUCAUCUCGACCAUGGCACUGGAUCAGCUCGCCCAGUGUCUGGGCGAUGCCAACCUUCAACAUUCGCUUGGGCCGCGGUGCUAUUUCUCUACCAACGCUGUCGGUGUUGGUAUUCGCGGAAAUAGUCCCGAACGCAUUGGUGACAAAUGUUGGCUCUAG